GAUGCUAACAAAAAAAAAUGUGUUCCAUUCAUCUGUCUCUUUGGAUCGAAGGCGGCUUUUGAUCCUUCGCUAAGUGUCUCUGAUCUUCUGUCACAUCUCUGCCUCUGAUUAGCGUAGUCGCCAUCAAUUUCUCCUCGAGCUCGAGAAGCGAAUGGCGAAUCCCCCUCCUCAGACAGAAACCCUAAUUUCGAUUUCCUGAAUCGUCGCCAUGGGAGCUAACGAGUUUCGUUUUUUCUUGUCCUGCGAUAUCAAUUUACCGGUUACUUUUCGCGUCGAGAGGCUCGAAGGAACUCUCCCCGAGAAGAAACCGAGUGGUACGGGAGUUGUCUCUGGCGUAGAUGACCAAAAACCAGAGCUGUUCGUCGAGUGUGCGUUACACAUCGAUGGUGCUCCUUUUGGUCUUCCCAUGAGAUCAAGACUGCAAACUUCUGGACCACCAUAUUGCUGGAAUGAACUCAUCACUCUCAGUGCAAAAUAUCGGGACUUAACUGCUCACUCGCAACUCGCUAUAACCGUUUGGGAUGUUUCUCGUGGGAAAGCCGAGGGACUAAUUGGUGGGGCAACCGUUCUUCUUUUUAACAGCAAAAUGCAACUGAAAACAGGAAAGCAAAAGCUUAGGCUUUGGCAGGGGAAAGAAGCAGAUGGCUCAUUCCCAACCUCUACACCUGGAAAGGUUCCAAGGCAAGAGCGUGGGGAGAUAGAGCGUUUGGAAAAGCUCAUGAAUAAGUAUGAGAUGGGUCAGAUCCAACACAUUGAUUGGCUGGACCGACUUAUGCUGAAGGCCAUGGAUGGGAUCAAGGAACAAGAAAGCUCUAAAAAAGGCAGUUCACAUCACUACUUGGUUGUUGAUUUCUGCAGUUUUGAACAUAGAGUUGUAUUUCAGGAGUCUGGUGCCAAUUUCUUCAUAACUACCCCAAUAGGUUCAACAAAUGAACUUGUUACUGUUUGGGAUCCAGAACUGGGAAAGAUAAAUCCUUCAGAGCACAAGCAACUAAAGUUAGCAAGGAGCUUGGAUCGUGGCAUUAUUGACAAGGAUCUCAAGCCAAGUGCUAAUGAACGAAGGUCAAUUCAAAUAAUUCUGAAAUACCCGCCAACAAGAUCACUAAGCGGUGAUGAAAGGCAACUCCUGUGGAAGUUCCGUUUCUCACUAAUGUCUGAAAAGAGGGCUCUCACUAAGUUUCUUCGAUGUGUGGAAUGGGGUGAUGUUCAGGAAGCAAAGCAAGCGAUCGAUCUGAUGAGCAAAUGGGAAAUGAUAGAUGUAUGUGACGCCUUGGAGCUAUUAUCUCCUUUAUUUGAAAGUGAAGAGGUUCGAGCAUAUGCCGUGAGUGUCCUUGAAAGAGCUGAUGAUGAAGAACUCCAGUGUUACUUGCUUCAACUGGUUCAGGCUCUUCGUUUUGAACGCUCUGAUAGAUCUCGCCUUUCUCAGUUCCUUGUCCAACGGUCAUUGCGGAAUAUUGAGCUGGCCAGCUAUCUUCGUUGGUAUGUCGCUGUGGAGCUUCAUGACCAUGUCUAUGCAAAACGAUUUUACAGCACAUAUGAGUUACUCGAGGAGAAGAUGAUCAAGUUGACUCCUGGUGUACAUGGAGAAGAUAGAUAUAAAUUGUGGCAAAGUUUGGUACGGCAGACGGAAUUGACUGCUCAAUUGUGUUCUAUAACGCGGGAUGUGAGGAAUGUACGGGGAAAUACCCAGAAAAAGAUCGGGAAGCUGAGGCAGCUUCUAUCUGGAUUACUCAGUGAACUGACCUACUUCGAAGAGCCUAUUCGAUCGCCACUUAGCCCGGGUGUUCUAAUAACUGGGAUCGUGGCAUCAGAAUCAUCAAUCUUUAAAAGUGCACUGCACCCUUUACGCCUUACUUUCCGUACAGAAAAUGGUGGAAGUUGCAAGGUUAUAUUUAAGAAGGGGGAUGAUCUUCGACAAGACCAACUGGUUGUCCAAAUGGUUUGGCUCAUGGAUAGGCUGCUUAAGCUGGAAAACCUCGAUCUUUGUCUAACUCCAUUUAAAGUAUUAGCAACCGGGCAUGAUGAAGGAAUGUUGGAAUUCAUACCAUCCCGAUCUUUGGCUCAGAUUCUCUCUGAGAAUCGAAGUAUAACGAGUUAUCUGCAGAAAUUUCAUUCUGACGAGCAUGGCCCUUUUGGUAUAACGGCAACCUGUCUCGAUACAUUUAUAAAAAGUUGUGCAGGAUAUUCUGUUAUCACAUAUAUACUGGGUGUUGGAGACAGGCAUCUGGACAAUCUCCUCCUCACCGAUGAUGGCCGCCUUUUCCACGUGGAUUUUGCAUUUAUCCUCGGACGAGAUCCUAAACCAUUCCCUCCGCCGAUGAAACUGUGCAAAGAAAUGGUAGAAGCCAUGGGUGGAGCAGAAAGCCAAUACUACACGAGGUUCAAAUCUUACUGUUGCGAAGCGUACAAUAUCCUUCGGAAAUCGAGCAAUCUGAUACUGAAUCUCUUCCAUCUGAUGGCGGGUUCGACUAUUCCCGAUAUAGCUUCAGACCCGGAAAAGGGCAUUCUCAAGCUCCAAGAGAAGUUUAGGUUAGAUUUAGACGACGAGGCAUGCAUUCAUUUCUUCCAAGAUCUGAUCAAUGAGAGCGUCAGUGCUUUGUUCCCACAAAUGGUUGAAACCAUCCACAGGUGGGCUCAGUACUGGCGAUGAUCCUUUGAACCAAGGCAUACAACUUCUCUCAUAUACUUCUUCUCCUCCUUGUUUCAUGAAAUUUGUUCUUAUUGCUUGACCUCGUGAUCAUUAAUGGCGAUGGUUUGGGCUGUUCGAUUUGCACUCA
Tarenaya hassleriana is the source of this 2777-nucleotide messenger RNA. RefSeq names its product phosphatidylinositol 3-kinase VPS34. Lineage: Eukaryota; Viridiplantae; Streptophyta; Magnoliopsida; Brassicales; Cleomaceae. Gene Ontology annotation, cellular component: membrane; endosome; phagophore assembly site. The transcript is spliced from 17 exons. The record is from RefSeq and is a predicted model, not a curated record. The coding region runs from base 209 to 2650 and encodes 813 amino acids. Gene Ontology annotation, molecular function: 1-phosphatidylinositol-3-kinase activity. Gene Ontology annotation, biological process: autophagy of peroxisome; phosphatidylinositol-3-phosphate biosynthetic process; autophagosome assembly.